Nicotiana tabacum (common tobacco) is the source of this 500-nucleotide messenger RNA. The record is from RefSeq and is a predicted model, not a curated record. Lineage: Eukaryota; Viridiplantae; Streptophyta; Magnoliopsida; Solanales; Solanaceae.
AUGGCUGAUCAGAAAGGCAAAGAUCAAUCAUCUAAUAUUCAGCCUUCGUUUGCACUUGGUCCUUGGAAAUAUGAUGUGUUCUUGAGUUGUAUAGGUGGUGAUGCUUCACAAAACUUUGUAGAUCAACUAUACUUAAAACUUUGCCAAGUUAGGAUAAACACAUUCAAAACUGAUGAUGUUUCAGCUGAAGUAGUGAUGAAUGCAAUCGAAGGAUCAAUCAUUUUUAUUAUUGUUCUUUCCAAAAACUAUGCCUCAUCUAGAAGGUGUCUUAAUGAGCUUCUACAUAUCCUUGAGCUCAAGAAGAAUUCCAAACGGUUACUUCUUCCUAUAUUCUAUGAUAUCGACCCUUCUGAUGUGCGCAAGCAAACUGGAAUUUUCGCUGAAGCCUUUGAAAGGCAUAGAACAUGUUCUCAAUCAGAGCAAACCAUUCAAUAUUGGAAAACUGCCCUCAAUAAAGUUGGUAAUUUAUCUGGAUGGGAUCUCAGGCAUGCUGCUGAAGG